Molecule: messenger RNA, 690 nt
Organism: Helianthus annuus (common sunflower)
Lineage: Eukaryota; Viridiplantae; Streptophyta; Magnoliopsida; Asterales; Asteraceae
Exons: 4
Coding region: 1-690 (229 amino acids)
Source: RefSeq, a predicted model, not a curated record
AUGUGUGCAAACAGGGAUAUCUCAUAUGAUUUAUUUCUUAAAGAUACAACCAUCACUAAUGUUGGUGCCGUAUGGGAAAUAUCAAAGCCAAAAAGUGUGGUUAUUGUUGGUACUGUUAUUAGUGUUAACAAAUGUUGGUACCAUAUGACAUGCCCUAAGUGUUCACACGAAGCCACUUUGGAGGUCGAGGAAUUGUUUGCACCUGAUUGUUUUGAUGAUUUUCAACAAUUUGAUGUUUAUUACUGCUCCAAUUAUCAAUGUUCUGAGAAUACAGUUCAACCUGUUCCGAAGUUCAAAAUUAAUCUUGAAGUUUCUGAUGAGUCUGAUGAUGUUGAGCUGAUUUUGUUUCACGACCAGGCCGUUCAGCUUUUUAAUAAGUCGCCAAAACUGUUGAUUGAAGAGAACACAAUGUCUGACGAUAUUAUUAAGCUUCCAGAAGACAUAAAGUUAAUUGUUGGGAAAGUUUUCGCUUUCAAGAUAGAAGUCACGGAGUACAAUUUGGUUCAUUAUGACGAGGUUUAUGGAAUUACCCAUAUAAGCGAUGAUGCAAACCUUAUUGUUGAGAUUAAGAACAACUUUCCUUCACUACAGGAUCAGAAAAAUGUCAAUGGCAAACGAUGUGUUAAUGAAGUUAAAGACAUUCAUGUGAUUGAACACUCUGUUUCAACAAAGCGCAAGACCAUCGGUUGA